UCAUCCUCACUUUCAGAUGGGAUUUCCCAUUAUAGAGACUCUAAUUACAGUUCUGCUUAUAUAGACUCCCAUGCCUUAUUGAUUAAUUUACUUUUCUUUCUUUUUUUUGCUGAAUAAUACAAACAUACAUAUUCUUUUCCUUUUUGACUGGACACCAACUUUUAACCUGGUUAACUAAAAAAAGAGUUAACCAGGUCAAACAGGUUCAUGUAAUGCAAGAGGACAUUUUAUUGUCAGGGGAGAUCCACUAAACGUUUCCGUUAUGGGUCAGCGCCUGAGCGAGGAGAGUGACCCGGACAAGGAAAUCGAUGUGGCAGAGCUGCAGGAAUGGUACAAAAAAUUUGUGGUGGAAUGCCCAAGUGGAACACUGUUCAUGCACGAGUUCAAGGGUUUCUUUGGUGUCACCGAUAACAAGGAGGCUGCAGACUACAUAGAAAACAUGUUCCGAGCCUUUGACAAGAAUGGCGACAACACCAUCGAUUUCCUGGAGUAUGUGGCAGCUUUGAACUUAGUUCUUAGAGGAAAGUUGGAACAUAAGCUUAAGUGGACGUUCAAAAUGUAUGAUAAAGAUGGAAGUGGAUGCAUCGACAAGACAGAACUUCUUGAAAUUGUGGAGUCUAUUUAUCGGCUGAAGAAAGCCUGUCAUGGGGAGCUGGAUGACGAAUGUAAUCUGCUUACGCCGGACCAAGUGGUGGAUCGAAUAUUUGAGCUGGUUGAUGAAAAUGGAGAUGGGGAGCUCUCGCUGGACGAGUUCAUCGACGGAGCACGGAGGGACAAGUGGGUAAUGAAGAUGCUGCAGAUGGAUGUCAACCCCGGGGACUGGAUCAAUGAGCGAAGACGCAGCGCUGACGAAGACGAAGCCUUAUAAGGCUGGAACAUGGACUGUCAGGCUGUUGCUCACACUUUUAAUGUGUGACCAUUCACUGUGUAAUUUUGUACAUAUGUGUUUAAUACGUCACUCUGACAUUGAAGGUAAUUAUGUCAUUCAGGAUUGAGAUGUCUUAAACAAAACUCAUUUGCUUGUAAACUGGCCGUGUUUUCUUAAACGUUCCUUAUUCAAUCAAACUAUGAAGCAAACAACCAACAGUAGUCUUGGCCUUAUGUACUGCUUAUCCGUGAUGAUCUAGUAUUGCUUAGCUAUUUGGGUUUUACAGAUGCUGCAACAAUAAAGCACUCAUUGUAUUUUCUUUCCUCAAUAAAGACACUUCA
Molecule: messenger RNA, 1209 nt
Organism: Cololabis saira (Pacific saury)
Lineage: Eukaryota; Metazoa; Chordata; Actinopteri; Beloniformes; Belonidae
Gene: guca1b
Product: guanylate cyclase activator 1B
Exons: 4
Coding region: 263-868 (201 amino acids)
Biological process (GO): visual perception
Cellular component (GO): cone photoreceptor outer segment; photoreceptor inner segment
Molecular function (GO): calcium sensitive guanylate cyclase activator activity; calcium ion binding
Source: RefSeq, a predicted model, not a curated record